Molecule: messenger RNA, 804 nt
Organism: Diaporthe batatas
Lineage: Eukaryota; Fungi; Ascomycota; Sordariomycetes; Diaporthales; Diaporthaceae
Exons: 2
Coding region: 1-804 (267 amino acids)
Source: RefSeq, a predicted model, not a curated record
AUGGCAGCCGUUGUACUCAGAGCCGCUUCUAUUGGGAGCGGAAGCGGCGCGGGGGACAUUGACAUCGUGAGCAUCGCAGAAGCCAGCACCAAGCUAGCGGAGAUAGCAUGUCAAGAGGCCGAGAAGCUCAAAGAGCAGGCUCGAAAUGACGACAAUGAAUCCAGCAUCCGCAAGCAUUUCCUCGACAAUGCUAUCAGCUCCAUUCGCACAGCAACGUUUGACCAGUACAACAUCGUCGUCUGCACCGACUACGAACAAGAUGACUUCCAGGACGUGCAGGGGCAGAUCUUGCUCUUGAGACCGAUAGAUGUGGAGGUCAAGAAGGACGUGGUUGUCAAUUGCAAGAUAUACAUCUUCGACACGGGCACGUACAUCCGCCAUGGCAAGAGGGAGAGGGAGGAUUGGAGUUGGUGGGGCGAGAGCAAGAUAAAGUCCGACCCUGUUUCAAUGCAGGUCUACUUUGAGAAUGCUCAGCCCAAGAAGAAUGCGGAGGAUAUCAACUUCCUGAUGAGCAAAGGAGGUGACCAGAACGCUGGCGCAGAUGCAAAUGCGGCUGCGAAGCAAGUUGAAGAGGACGCCAAGGCAGGAAAUGAGGAUGCGCUUAAGAUUGAAGCAGACCAGAAGGCUGAAGGGGGCCAUCAGACUGAGAAUAAAGCCAAGAAGGAAAAGCAAGAAGAUGAUGCAGAGGAGCUGUCUGAUGAUGUGGAGGAGGCAUCUGAUGACGUGGACGAGGAAUCUGACGACGUGGAGGAAAAGGGGUCAGAGGACGAGGACGCGCAGUCCGACGACAUCGAGGAAAAGUGA